AUGAUGGAUAUAGGCGUAGUUGGUUUGGGCGUAAUGGGUGAGAAUCUAAUUUUGAACUUUUCAGAUAAGGAUUAUUCAGUUGGUAUAUUUAAUCGGACAGUUGCGAAAACGAAGGUCUUUGUUGAGUCUUUACCUGCCGAAAGGAAGAUAAGAGGGUACAAUUCACUAGCUGAAUUAGUAGGAGAAUUGAAAAGACCUCGACGUAUCUUAUUGAUGGUGAAAGCUGGUCAGGCAGUGGAUGAUUUACUGCACGAACUAGAAGGAUUACUUAGUGCUGAAGAUACUGUGAUUGAUGGGGGUAAUUCUAAUUAUCGUGAUACUUUGCGGCGGUGUGAAGCAACUGAGGGUAAGUUCUUGUUUUUAGGAUGUGGUAUAUCUGGUGGGGAAGAAGGGGCUAGACAUGGACCGGCUAUUAUGCCUGGUGGGUGUCAGAAAGGCUGGGAGAGUGUAGGAGAGAUUUUACAAGCUGUAUCUGCUAAGACGGAGAAGGGUGAGCCUUGUUGUCAAUGGCUAGGACCACAAGGAAGUGGGCAUUUAGUUAAGACAGUCCAUAAUGGAAUUGAGUAUGCUGAAAUGCAGAUCAUUGCUGAUUUUUACCAGAUUAUGCGUCGACAUCACAAUCCGUUGGAAAUCUGUCAUUGUUUCCAGGAAUGGAAGUUAUCGGGGACAUCUGGGUUUUUAUUGGAGAUAACUCAGCAGAUUCUGGCUAUGCAAGAUGAGCAGGGGGUGGUGAUAGACCGGAUUUGGGAUACGGCAGAGCAGAAAGGAACUGGAGUAUGGACGGUGCAGGAAGCUUUGAGUUCUGGUUCGCCUACUCCAAUUAUAGGAGCAGCUGUAACAGCCCGAGUUAUUUCUAGUCAAAAAGCCCUACGUAUGAAACUAGCUGAGGUUUUACCUGGUGGGGGUGAUGUAACGACUAAGCCGUGUAUUAGUAAUGAAGAGAUGCGGAAAGCUUUCCUUUUAUGCCGGGCUUUGUCUUAUAUCCAGGGGUUCAACUUAAUCACUAGUAUUGCUAAGACACAAAACUGGCCUAUCUCAUUAGGCAUGUUAUGCCAGAUCUGGAGUAAUGGCUGCAUUAUUCGUAGUGAGUUUUUAUCUACCUUAGCUGAGAUGGCUAAAUUUGAAGUCUUGGAAGAAUCACCCGUGUUUAUCAAGAUAGCUAGUGAAGGCAUUCAAGCAUUGCGCCGUUUAGUUUCCUUCUGUGCCAUGCAAGGAGUUAGUGUGCCGUGUAUUUCCGAAUCUUUACAGUACUAUGACUCCUUACGUACAGCCAAGUCUUCUGGCAACUUAAUUCAAGCCAUGCGCGAUCUCUUUGGCGCACAUACUCUCCAGCUGGACGGCAAUCCUGAGCAUGUCCACCUUUCCUGGCAAUAA
This is a messenger RNA of Nematocida homosporus, 1374 nucleotides long. RefSeq names its product 6-phosphogluconate dehydrogenase. The record is from RefSeq and is a predicted model, not a curated record. Gene Ontology annotation, molecular function: phosphogluconate dehydrogenase (decarboxylating) activity; NADP binding. Gene Ontology annotation, cellular component: cytosol. The transcript has a single exon. Gene Ontology annotation, biological process: pentose-phosphate shunt, oxidative branch; pentose-phosphate shunt. NCBI's taxonomy places the organism in Eukaryota, Fungi, Microsporidia. The coding region runs from base 1 to 1374 and encodes 457 amino acids.